Messenger RNA from Helianthus annuus (common sunflower), 1299 nucleotides. RefSeq names its product F-box/FBD/LRR-repeat protein At1g13570-like. Gene Ontology annotation, molecular function: protein binding. Lineage: Eukaryota; Viridiplantae; Streptophyta; Magnoliopsida; Asterales; Asteraceae. The transcript has 4 exons. Bases 191 to 1207 code for a protein of 338 amino acids. The record is from RefSeq and is a predicted model, not a curated record.
GAUUUUGUUUGUUUCUCUACCUUUUGGGGAUUUUAGGGCUGUUAUCACUUUCAUAUCUUGUCUUCCAAAAUUACAUGAUUUUUCUUUACCUACGACGUCGUAUUACUUGACAACUUGCUAUGUUCGAUUUCAGAAUUCAUAAACAAAUGUGUGCAGCUAAUUUUGCAGUCAACAAGAAUAUCCUAAUAAGAUGGAUAGAAUUAGCAAGCUUCCUUUAGGCAUAAUAGAAACCAUAUUAUGUCUACUACCGAUUCAAGAGGCAGCAAGGACAAGCAUCCUCUCUAGGGAAUGGAGGUACCUUUGGACAAAAAUUCCUAAUCUUGUGUUUAUUGAGAAGAAUUUUCAAGUGUCGACCGAUCGGACCGACGGGGCUGAGCUGUCUCUUUAUAACAAACCAAGUAAAAGGAGAAAAAUGUCCAAGAAAAGUAAAUUUAUCGAUGCUAUAUACCAGGUUCUGUUAAUACAUGAGGGUCCGAUCCAUGAGUUCACCCUUGAUAUGCAAGUGGAUGACUCGGGUGUUGAGAUUGAUCAUAUACUACUUCAUUUGUCGAAGAAAAAAACUCUCAAGAUGUUAAAUCUUGAUAUUAUUGGUGAUGGCUAUGAGGGGUAUGUGUUGCCCAUUUCUCUCUUCUCCUUACAUCAACUAACGGAGUUGUAUCUCAAUGAUUGUGCUCUUUUCCAUGAGCGUCCAUUCACUGAAUUUCGUUGCCUUACAACCUUAUAUUUGAACGGUCUAUCGACAUAUGACACAACGCUUCUGCGUCUCUUAUCAAGUUGUCCGGUACUUAAGAGAUUGAUGCUCUAUUGUGACGGUGGAACUAUCUCAGAUAGUCGACGUACAACCAUUGUUGAUUUAUUCAAGUGUGUACCAAUGAUUGAAUUUCUCUCUGUUAGGUUUUUCAUCGUGACGAUGUAUGAAGACUAUUGGCUUGACGAAGAUGAAAUGGGCGCCUAUACACUAGAAGAUUAUUCAGAUAUUAUGUUGGAGAAUCUGAACGAAUUUCAUAUUUUGAAUUAUAGAGACGCGGAGGAUGAGUUGGACUUUGUGAAGUUUAUAUUGGCCAAGUCACCUGUACUUAAGAAGGUGGGCGUAUUCCCAUGUGUUAAGUUUGAUGAAGAAGAAGAAUCGAAGAUUUUAAAAAGCCUUUCGCUUUCUCCAUGCGCAGCACCGGUAGGAGAAGUCGUCAUAUAUUUGGAGCCUAAUUAGUCGUGUGAUUUUGUUAUGUUCUUUUUGACUGUUUUUGUGAAUUGAACAAAGUUGUUUCGAUCUGCAUGAUGUUUUCAGAUGGAUUUAAGCUA